GUCGACAUUGGACGUAUAGAGUGUAAUAAGUGAUUAAGUAAACAAUAUGAGUUGGUCUAUUAUUGCUGGUGUAGCAGUAGGUUUGGUCACGGUUGUGGUCCUGUUUGUCGUCAAUGACGCAAAUAGAGAACCAGUGCAUAUGGUGGUUCCGAAAGAGAAGCAGACCUAUGUUUUACCUGGAGAGGAGCGUGUACAUCGUAUGAAUCGUAAGGAUUGGGUGGGUGACGGUCUGAUAUCUUUGCCAGAAUCCGGAGUGACCACGCUUUACGAGAAUUUCAGUCGUGCUAUCGCCCUUGAUCCAAAAGCGGACUGCCUUGGACACUACGAUGAAUCUAAGAAGGGGUACGUGUGGGAAUCGUACGGUGAAGUAUGCGACCGUCUUCAGAACUUUGGAAGCGGUCUCAUGCAUCUUGGCAACAAGGUCAAGAGCAAAGUCGGCAUUAUGGCCAAGAAUAUUCCGGAGUGGGUGAUUGCUGAGCAGGCCUGCAAUGCUUUUAACUUGGUCUUGGUUCCUCUAUAUGAUACCCUUGGCCCGGAAGCUAUGACUUUCAUUGUAGGGCAAGUCAAGCUGACCACUGUAAUCGGAGACGCUGACGCUAUACACGAUCUCUUAGAAAGUGCUAAAUCUGUGGGUAUCGAAAUCGUCAUUAAGGUCGGCGAACCCACGGAAAAGGAACGUUCGAAAGCUGAUGCUGAUGGUAUCAAGCUAUACAGCGUGCUCGAGGUGGAAGAGAUGGGUAAUGAAUACCCACGGGAACACAUCCCCCCAGAGGUGGGCGAUCUAGCUACUAUCCAGUACACCAGCGGCACUACAGGCAACCCCAAGGGUGUCAUGCUGUCCCAUGAGAAUAUGAUUGCUGACAUGGCUGGCGCUAUGAAGAUCAUCAAUGAGGUCGUAUCCUUCGAUAACGAGGACACCCACAUCUCGUAUUUGCCAUUAGCGCAUAGCUUCGAGCGUUUGAUACAGAGUAUCGUAUGGAACGCUGGGGCGAAAGUCGGAUUUUACAGAGGAGAUACGCGUGUGAUUCUGGAGGACAUUGCGAUGUUGAAGCCUUCAUUGUUUAUUAGCGUUCCCCGACUGCUCAACCGUGUGUCCGACAAAAUUCAGGAGAAGGUUAAUAAUGCGGGCUUUGUGACAGGCUUGGUCUUCAAGAUUGCCAUGUGGCAGAAGAAACGCAUGCUCGCCAAGGGAAUCGUUGCCAACGACACCAUUUGGGACAAGAUAGCCUUUGGUAAGGUUCAGGCUGCACUGGGCGGUAAGGUGCGAGGAAUUGUCAGUGGAGCAGCGCCUCUGUCUCCUUCUGUCAUGGAGUUUUUGAGGGCAACCAUGGGAUGUCACGUUGUCGAAGGCUAUGGACAGGUAUAUUAUAUUAGUUUAUUUGUUUAUAUUAGUUUCUUGUCGCACUCAAUCUUGCUUCAAGUUAAGGAUUUUGUACGCCAUCAUGCCCUUCGUUCUGGUAUGUGACUAAGUUGGUUUUUCAUAUUCGGUAUUGUAUGUUGCGAUAUGACUCGAACGAAUGCAUGAUGGUGACAUAUGCUAAUCUCAGACCGAGUGUGCCGCUGCCACCAGUGUAACCAUUCCUGGAGAUCACGAUCUCGGCCAUGUGGGACCUCCUUUGCCGUGCAAUGAGAUCAAGUUGAUCGAUGUACCUGAGAUGAACUACUACGCGAAGGACGGUAAGGGCGAGGUUUGCCUUCGUGGCGCAAACAUCUUUCUGGGAUAUUACGAGGACGAAGAGAAAACCAAGGAGGCUAAAACUGACGAUGGUUGGUUGUUGACUGGAGACAUCGGUAUGUGGACUGAGAAUGGCUCGCUCAAGAUCUUCGACCGCCGGAAGAAUAUCUUCAAGUUGUCUCAAGGCGAGUACAUCGCACCUGAGAAGGUUGAGGAGAUUUACACUCGUGCUGCGGGUAUCGGCCAGGUGUAUGUGCACGGUACAUCGUCUGAGUCAUGCUGCGUGGCAGUGGUAGUCCCAGAGAAGGAAGACAUUUUGCCCGUUCUGCAAAAGGCCGGCAUCGACACUUCAGGCGACUACGGUGACCUUAUCCGAAGUGCUGAAGUCAAGAAAUAUGUGCAAAAAAACAUUAUCCGAACUUGGCAAAGAAAAUGGACUCAAAGGAUUUGAGCAGGCGAAAGAUGUAUUUGUAACGCCGGAACCCUUCAGUGUCGAAAAUGGUUUGCUUACACCCACAUUCAAGACCAAGCGCCCACAAUUGCGCGACUAUUUUUCAGAAGAAAUCAUGAAAAUGUACGAAGAUAUGAAAUGAGACCGGUGAACGUUGGUUAUGAAUUACUAUAGAAUACUAUCGCACAGCUAAAUCACGAAUACAAUUGUCGCGCACAAAUUCUACGUGGUAACGGAUGCUGAGCGAGGCUAAAAUUUUCAAUAAAGAAUAUCGAUAAUGCA
Sphaeroforma arctica JP610 is the source of this 2408-nucleotide messenger RNA. RefSeq lists its product as hypothetical. The record is from RefSeq and is a predicted model, not a curated record. The transcript has 8 exons. Gene Ontology annotation, biological process: long-chain fatty acid metabolic process. Bases 47 to 1465 code for a protein of 472 amino acids. Gene Ontology annotation, cellular component: membrane; endoplasmic reticulum. Gene Ontology annotation, molecular function: long-chain fatty acid-CoA ligase activity. Lineage: Eukaryota; Ichthyosporea; Ichthyophonida.